This is a messenger RNA of Lingula anatina, 765 nucleotides long. RefSeq names its product endonuclease III-like protein 1. Gene Ontology annotation, molecular function: DNA binding; DNA-(apurinic or apyrimidinic site) endonuclease activity; oxidized pyrimidine nucleobase lesion DNA N-glycosylase activity. Gene Ontology annotation, biological process: base-excision repair; nucleotide-excision repair; base-excision repair, AP site formation. Gene Ontology annotation, cellular component: nucleus. Lineage: Eukaryota; Metazoa; Brachiopoda; Lingulata; Lingulida; Lingulidae. The record is from RefSeq and is a predicted model, not a curated record.
UGCCUCGCUUUGGACUUAGCGGGAGAAAAGCACAUGGCAGUGUUUAUGUGAACAUGGUGUUUUGUAUCGAAGGUCAGUUAUAGUAGGAGCGAUGGGAUGUUUUUUCGGUGCAUUGUUAUCCCCAGGCAAUCAUUUAUUAGGAGACUGAUUGUGAUGAACAAUAACACAGUAAUGGAGGAACAGUCAUCAUACUUCAACCGAAGAAUUACCAGAUCGACGAUAAAAUCCGAAAGUGUUGUUGACAAGAAGGCAGAUAUUGCAGCAUCGAAGAAACUGUCAAAACUGACGAAAGCAGCAUCAGCGGGAUCUGCAAUAAGAGCUGAAUCAACAUCUACAGAGAAGGAAAUUAUAAAUGACAAUAAAAAAAUCAAAAUAGAAUAUGAAGAAACAGACAGUAGUGCACAUUUGAUUUCUGACGCUGAAGAUUUUGAAGUUCCAGUUAAAAGAGAACAACAGGACUCAAAGCGUUCUGCUUGGGAGCCACCAAACUGCUGGCAACAGCUGGACAAUAUCCGUGAAAUGAGGAAGGACAGGGACGCGCCUGUGGACACGAUGGGCUGUGACAGGAUAAGUGACCAAGACGCUAAACCACAGGUUUACAGGUAUCAGGUGUUGCUGUCUUUGAUGCUGUCAAGUCAAACCAAAGAUCAGGUCACAUCUGCUGCAAUGACAAGACUAAGACAACAUGGCUGUAACAUUACAAACAUCUUAGCCACUGAUGACAAGAAACUUGGGGAACUCAUUUAUCCUGUUGGAUUUUGGAGG